Molecule: messenger RNA, 1056 nt
Organism: Colletotrichum destructivum
Lineage: Eukaryota; Fungi; Ascomycota; Sordariomycetes; Glomerellales; Glomerellaceae
Product: Putative EF-hand domain, Recoverin family
Exons: 4
Coding region: 326-898 (190 amino acids)
Cellular component (GO): membrane; intracellular membrane-bounded organelle; cytosol
Molecular function (GO): calcium ion binding
Source: RefSeq, a predicted model, not a curated record
UCGCCGCCACCCUCUUUCGUCGCUUCUUCACACCCACAAACACACACAAAUACUCCAACACACGCACGAUAGACUCCCACUACCUAGAUUCAAGGCCUCUUCGCCCACGUCAAACCUAGCAGCCUACUGUCUUUAGGUCGGCAUCGGAUCGAUUCACCCGUCUGACCGAGGCGACGAGACUGCUGUUUCGCUCCUUUGGCGCACAUCGCGACGAACGAAAGCCGCCCUCGACCGAACCCGCGCGCAUCCUGCGAGUGUCCCGAUAAUCUGCGCAAGGUCCCUCGGAUAUCGCACUCAUACCAGUGGUUGAGGCUCCUAAACAGCCAUGGGCAAAUCUCAGUCCAAGCUCUCCCAGGAGCAGCUAGCCGAACUGCAGAAGUCGACUCAUUUCGACAAGAAGGAGCUCCAGCAAUGGUACAAGGGCUUCCUCAAGGACUGCCCCUCGGGCAUGCUCACCAAAGAAGAGUUCCAGAAGAUAUAUAGGCAGUUCUUCCCCUUCGGAGACCCGAGUUCGUUUGCAGAUUAUGUCUUCAACGUAUUCGACAGCGACAAGUCCGGUAGUAUCGACUUUAAGGAAUUCAUCUGCGCCCUGAGUGUUACGAGCCGAGGCAAGAUGGAGGACAAGCUCGACUGGGCAUUCCAGCUGUAUGACAUUGACGGGGAUGGAAAAAUCAGCUACGAUGAGAUGCUCAAAAUUGUCGAGGCAAUCUACAAGAUGGUCGGCUCCAUGGUUAAGCUCCCUGAAGACGAAGAUACCCCCGAGAAGCGGGUACGUAAGAUCUUUCGCAUGAUGGACAAGGACGAGAACGGCAGUCUGGACAUGGAGGAGUUUAAAGAGGGCAGCAAACGAGACGAGACCAUUGUCUCGGCGCUAUCCCUCUACGAUGGCCUGGUGUAAAUGAUGGGGGAGCGGCAAAAGGGACGAAGAUUCCCCUGUCAAAGCCCCUCGUGUCUGUUUUCAUGGUUCUCUGUUUUUGGGCAAGGCGAGUUGCGCGCAGUGGUCAAGGUGCGACUUUUUAUUAUUACGAGGGCUAGCAGGAAUGGGAUGACAAUGAU